This is a messenger RNA of Theileria orientalis strain Shintoku, 510 nucleotides long. RefSeq names its product mitochondrial import inner membrane translocase Tim17 subunit. Gene Ontology annotation, cellular component: TIM23 mitochondrial import inner membrane translocase complex; mitochondrial inner membrane. The record is from RefSeq and is a predicted model, not a curated record. Gene Ontology annotation, molecular function: transmembrane protein transporter activity. NCBI's taxonomy places the organism in Eukaryota, Apicomplexa, Aconoidasida, Piroplasmida, Theileriidae. Bases 1 to 510 code for a protein of 169 amino acids. The transcript has 3 exons. Gene Ontology annotation, biological process: protein import into mitochondrial matrix.
AUGCAGGGUCGUGAUAUAUCUAGGCAGCCCUGUCCUGAUAGGAUUGUUGAGGACAUGGGUGGAGCCUUCGGUAUGGGUUCCGUCGGCGGAUUCCUUUGGCAUUUUAUCGCUGGUGCUAAAAAUUCACCCAAGGGUUUAAUUUUAAAGAACGCCUUGUACACUGCGAGCAUGAAAUCUCCUGUUCUUGGCGGGAAUUUUGCCGUUUGGGGUGGCACCUUUUCCACUUUUGACUGUACGUUCCAGGCUCUUCGUAAGAAGGAGGACCACUGGAACGCCAUUUUUAGCGGCUUUACUACUGGCGGUGUUCUUGCUUUGAGGGGUGGUUUAAAGCACGCUUCCCGGAACGCCUUUAUUGGCGGCCUUCUGCUCAGUAUUAUAGAGACUGUUUCAAUUGUUGUAAAUAAGAGGAUUGCCGUGACUCCCAGGCAACAUUUUCAGCGUCAAAUGGACUAUGAACGCCAGCUAAAGAAUCGGGACGUGAAUUUUACUCCCAAUCCCAGUCCCACGUAG